Alnus glutinosa is the source of this 1910-nucleotide messenger RNA. Its product is annotated as heparanase-like protein 3. The transcript has 9 exons. NCBI's taxonomy places the organism in Eukaryota, Viridiplantae, Streptophyta, Magnoliopsida, Fagales, Betulaceae. Gene Ontology annotation, molecular function: beta-glucuronidase activity. The record is from RefSeq and is a predicted model, not a curated record. The coding region runs from base 211 to 1818 and encodes 535 amino acids. Gene Ontology annotation, cellular component: plant-type cell wall; membrane.
GGAUGUCAGUAUCAUUUCAAUGGGCAUUCAUAUAAAAAAGAUCUCAAUUAUGUUUCUCCUUUUGUUACACACUCUGACACUCGUGACCUCCAUUAAUGGCAGACUCCAAGUAAACCUCAGUUUCCUAUAUAUUCAUGUCGCCCCCUCACCCGUUUAUACUUUAUAUAUAUAUAAGGACUCGGAUCUUGGGUAUUUGAUUUAAUCUGAAAAAUGGGUUCUCAGAUUUGGGUUAUGGGCAUCUGCGUUUGGAUGUGUGUGUUCAGCUGUGGCUUCAUUUCUGUGAGCUCAAGGACUGUAGGAGAUGGGACUGUUUUCAUUGAAGGGAAAGCAGCCAUUGGGAGGAUUGAUGAUGAUUUUGUUUGUGCAACGUUGGAUUGGUGGCCUCCUGAGAAAUGUGACUAUGGAACAUGCAGCUGGAGUCGUGCUUCUCUGCUCAAUCUGGAUCUUGGCAACAAUAUUCUAUUAAAUGCCAUAAAAGCUUUUUCUCCGUUGAAACUUCGACUGGGUGGGAGUUUGCAAGAUAAGGUGAUAUAUGGAAGUGAAGAAAAGCAGCAACCUUGUAUUCCUUUUGCCAACAAAACCUCAGAGAUGUUUGGUUUCACUCAGGGCUGCUUACCCAUGCAUAGAUGGGAUGAAUUAAACAACUUCUUCAACAAAUCUGGGGCUAAGAUUAUUUUCGGCUUAAAUGCUCUCUAUGGCAAAUCUAUUCAGUCUGAUGGGUCUGCCAUUGGAGCUUGGGACUACACUAAUGCUGAAUCUCUAAUACGUUAUACUGUCAAAAACAACUACACCAUUCAUGGUUGGGAACUGGGAAAUGAAUUGAGUGGGAGUGGAGUGGGAACAAGAGUUGCAGCAGAUCAGUAUGCCUUGGACACCAUCUCUUUGCAAAGGAUAGUCCAAAAUAUUUACAACGGGAUAGAGCCGAAGCCCCUGAUCAUAGCACCAGGAGGAUUCUUUGAUGCAAACUGGUUCAAAGAAUUCUUAGACAAGGCAACCACAUCUGUGGAUGUCGUCACCCACCACAUAUAUAAUCUUGGGGCAGGAGUUGAUAAGCACCUUGUUGAAAGGAUCCUUGACCCAUCCUAUCUUGAUGGUGAGGCUAAUACAUUUAGGGGACUCCAUAACAUCCUCAGGACUUCUGCAACUUCAGCAACUGCAUGGGUUGGUGAGGCAGGAGGGGCUUACAACAGUGGCCACAACCUUGUCACCAAUGCAUUUGUGUUUAGUUUUUGGUACUUAGAUCAGCUCGGAAUGGCAUCGGCUUAUGACACAAAGACAUACUGCAGACAAUCGUUUAUCGGUGGAAAUUACGGCUUACUUAACACCACUACCUUCGAACCAAAUCCAGAUUACUACAGUGCUCUUCUUUGGCAUCGACUAAUGGGAAGAAAAGUUCUGUCAACUAGCUUUUCUGGGACACCGAAAAUACGUGCUUAUGCUCACUGUGCAAAACAUUCUAAAGGAAUCACAAUAUUAUUAAUCAACCUAGACAACAGCACCACUAUCCAGGCCAAAGUAGCCUUCAAUAGUAGUUGGAGUUUGCCACACAAGGCCAGGGCUCAUAAAAAAAGUAUUUAUCAGCUGCUUGGAGAUUAUGAAAGCGAAAGCACAAGAGAGGAAUACCAUCUAACAGCAAAAGAUGGGAAUUUACACAGCCAAACUGUGCUGCUAAAUGGAAAAACUUUAACUGUAAAUUCAUCUGGGGACAUACCUUCUUUGGAACCUUUAUAUGCAAAUUCAUCAAACCUAAUAAAGGUAGAUCCUUUCUCUAUUGUAUUUGCUCACAUCCCAAAUCUUGUUCUCCCUGCUUGCAUGUAGUAGGCCUCUAGAUGGAACUAAAUUUGGCUCCAUCUAGUAAUCAAAUAAGUUAGAGAAUACACAGGAAACGAUUUAUCCUUUUUGUUAGAGAA